CUUGAGCGGUUCUUCAAGGACAUCAACGCUGACUGUGGAACAUCGAAGCCAGUCUUGUUAUGGAAUACAGCAAGACUUGUGUUCCGGAAAUACUUGAAAGACAAAGAUGCGAUGAGACGUUUCUUCUUGAGCGGUUCUUCAAGGACAUCAACGCUGACUGUGGAACAUCGAAGCCAGUCUGCGACGUUGCAUCAAAGUGCCCGAACAAAACGUUAUCACUUGCACAGACUGUCUGCGAAGAAAGCUUUAUGAGGGAACACGGCCUCGUCCUUCCCCUCGAAUAUGUGAACAAAGAGGCGAACAAAUGGUACUGCUGUAUGAUGCAGUACAGCCAGAAUUGUCUUCAGGACACGCUGAAACAACAAGGAUGCGAUUCCGAAGACUUUUUGCAGGGUUUCACUCGGAAAGUUGAGACUCAAUGUGGAACGUCCAAGUCGUUCUGCUCUGCUCAGUGUAAUAACAACACGUUAUCCCAUGCCCAGUUUGCGUGCAGCGAGAGAUAUAUGCAGAUCCAUGUGCUGAAUCCUGAAAAACCGGGACAAUUGAGCCCGGAUGCUCAGAAACGUUACUGCUGUAUGAUGGAAUACAGCAAGACUUGUCUACCGGAACUACUCAAACAACAAGGGUGUGACGACACAGGUUUUGUUCAGCUCUUCAUCCAACGAAUAAAUAGAAAAUGUGGAACAUUUAAAUUGGACUGCGUCCCUGUACCGAAGUGCGCCCCAAAAGCAGUAUUCAAUGCAGAGAACGAUUGCGCCACAAAAUACAAGCAGUUGUACGGCCUUACUACGCGAAAACCUGAUGAGAAGCAAAAGCCGGCAGGUCUGAGCCCCGAGAUUGACAAGCAGCGGUGCUGUUCCAUGGAAUACAGCAAGAAUUGCGUUACGGAAGUACUAAAGGACAAACGAUGCGGUGAUGAAUUCAGCGCAUCUUUUCUUGAGCAGAAAAAGAAGAUAAUGGCAAAUCUGUGUGGUACGUCAAAAUUGGACUGUGAAUUCGACAAAAGCAAGAGUGCUGGGUGCAUGAAGUAUCCAGCAUGGACUCUGGCAGCAGCCGUCAUUGUGGCUUCAGUGAUGAAGGUAGUGUGACGUCAGUUGUAGUGAGAAAAAGGAUCUACUGGUUUCCAUUUCGCUUGUUCGGGCCAACUGAUCACAAUAAAUAUGGUUGUGUGACCGACCUACUGCA
Ornithodoros turicata is the source of this 1185-nucleotide messenger RNA. RefSeq lists its product as uncharacterized. Bases 60 to 1088 code for a protein of 342 amino acids. Lineage: Eukaryota; Metazoa; Arthropoda; Arachnida; Ixodida; Argasidae. The transcript has 8 exons. The record is from RefSeq and is a predicted model, not a curated record.